Messenger RNA from Purpureocillium takamizusanense, 1703 nucleotides. RefSeq lists its product as uncharacterized. The transcript is spliced from 5 exons. Bases 403 to 1224 code for a protein of 273 amino acids. NCBI's taxonomy places the organism in Eukaryota, Fungi, Ascomycota, Sordariomycetes, Hypocreales, Ophiocordycipitaceae. The record is from RefSeq and is a predicted model, not a curated record.
GGAUUGCGCGUCGUCCAGUCCAGUGCCAGUCCGGAGGGAGGGGGGAAAGGGGGGCGGCGGCUGCAUCAUUGACCACCUCCAGUUGUGCUCGCUCGAUUUGGAAGCGUCGGGGUCGACGUAAGCGGUCAUGGUCCCUGUCGAUGCCACUACCUGCUGCUACAACUACUACGGUUUGCAAGUAUUAAAGGGCUUGGGUCACGCCCCCUGGCCGCCAGUUCAAGAGUGCUUGGAUCUGGGUUAUACGUCUGUAGAGACCCUCUCUCGGCCGAAACCCAUCUCAACACCUCCCGGAGCCGAACACACUCUCCCAGUCUCUCAACUCGACAUCCGCUGGACGAUACAUCACCGUGGCGACAUCAAACAGCCUUCCAACACGAAUACUACAGAGAGUCGGCCGCGACAAUGGUCGGCAGCUACGGGCCAGAUCCUGCCUUGUGCAAGCACUAUGCCGAGUUCGCCUCUCACAUGUCCAUGUGGCAGUUCCAGGUCAUCUACUGGGUUCUGUUUGUCGUCAACCUGGGCGUGCUGUUCUUCGCGGCAUGGAUAUACACCAAGGCCCAACAAACGCUGGAGAACCACGGCCCGCAGACGAGACAGCGAGCCAAGAGCAUACGGACGUACAUACUCAUCGCCCUCGGCUCCGUCGGCGUCUCGACCGUCCUCGUCGUCAUGGAGGCCUUUGCCCUCCUGGCGGUGCAGUUCUGCGACGGGGAGCCACUCAUGCCGCUCUUCUGGUCGACGUGGGCCAUGGUGCAGGUCGGCUCGCUGGUCGCCAUUGUCGGCACCAUCCUCGCCAUGCUGCAUUCCCUAAGGGACAGCAAGCACCCGCCGUGGGCUCUCGCGUUGGGGACGCCCGUGCUCGUCAUUGCCGGGUUCAUGCACCUCUUCCACGACUGCACCAAGAAGAGGAUAAAGAACGUGAAGCGCAGUCGGACAUUACCGAGCAUUGUCGGGACACCGACAGUGAGCCAAGCAAACACGAUACAUGCAUCGCCGAGCGAGGAGAGCAUCGGGGACGAGGAGGCGCAACACGAGGCCGAACUCAUCGGCUUCACGGUCGGGGGCGGGCCCAUUGUGAGGUUCGUCAGCCCGCUGCGCGGUACGGCGGCCGCAGCGGCGGGCGAAAAGGGCACCGUGCUCGGCCACGGGACGCGGAACCGACCCAUUGUCGUCUUUGAAAAGGGCAGCGUCGAGUUUGUGUCCUCCAAGGAGGUGAAAGAGUAGACCGCCAUCACCGCCCGAAGCGGAGGACCCAAUUCUCAGCCGAUUGAACCCAAAAUGAUGGGCGAUUUCGGCGGCUGAGAGUCGUCACGGCUACCAGCUCUUUUCUUUUUCUUCUUUUUGUUAUAUGCAUAGCAUGGAUGUGCUUAUGAUGCGUUGUGCGCAUGCGGCAGCGGAUACCCUCACUGGCAACGAAAAUAGCCCUUCACGUUCUGUUAUGAUGACGAGGCCCGCGGCACAUGGGGAGGCGGGGAGUUGUUGAUUUGUCGACCGAGCCGGCAGGACCGCUUGGUUAUACCCUGGGGCGUUUGGGGCAUGCAUGAUACAGGGCGGGCGAGACAUACAAAGAGUCACAAGACAGCAGGCAUGAAAGACAAGGACAAGGAUAUAGAGCGACACACGCGAAGGCGCUCUAGAGCAAUCGGGAGUCGUGGGCGCGAGAAUAAAAGCGACACAGGAUACGACUGAGAAAAUAAAACGCG